Lindgomyces ingoldianus is the source of this 1573-nucleotide messenger RNA. RefSeq lists its product as uncharacterized. NCBI's taxonomy places the organism in Eukaryota, Fungi, Ascomycota, Dothideomycetes, Pleosporales, Lindgomycetaceae. The record is from RefSeq and is a predicted model, not a curated record. Gene Ontology annotation, cellular component: endoplasmic reticulum; Golgi apparatus; perinuclear region of cytoplasm. Gene Ontology annotation, biological process: ubiquitin-dependent protein catabolic process; vacuolar transport; metal ion transport. The coding region runs from base 165 to 1265 and encodes 366 amino acids. The transcript has 3 exons.
CAGGGCCGCUCUUCUCUGUCUCCCGACCCGUGAACCUCUGCACCUGACAUCUCCACACCCACCGUCCGCGAACCUCGCUGGAGGCUUUCCCUUCCCUUUCUUCCUUCCUCUCCUUGUCUCUCGAGUAUAGACUGUAUACUUUUCACACACAUCAUACGUACAUCAUGCCGACGCAGCGAUAUGAACGGAUAGCAGAGCACGAUGACGAAGACUCCUCACCUAUAAGCCCGCAUCCACAAUACCCGGUGCCCUCGUCGCCGCCGCCUUCCUUCCACAGCCGCGCUUCCUCACCCACAGCCCUGGCCUCCCACCGCCUGCUCUCCGACGAUCCCCUCGCAACAGACGCAGACCGCACGCUCGCCGAUACCUUCGACUCGCCGUCCGAUGAUGAGGAUAGCGAUGACGAGCAUGGAGAUGGGAUGGAUGAUCGCCAGCGGCUGAUGCGCGGGAAUCCAAAUGAGGUGCAGAGUACGGAUGUGACUAGGACUAGCGAGGAGGCGCCGAAGCAGGGGAUACAGAGAAGGGUCACGCAGUUACCGGUGUUUACGAGUGCACCAGUUAGAGGGAGGAUAUAUGGUGGCGGCCAGAAUGAUGGCGUCUGGGCCAAUCUCAGCGCGAAGCCUACGAGAGGAGAGGAUGUCGAGGAGAAGCCUCCGACAUACGAACAAGCCGCCGCUGACGCUACACCCCCCUACUGGGAAACCACCAUCCUCGCCCCGGGUAUGGUCGGUGACGAAGUCUUCGUCGAAGGCCUCCCCGUUGGUUCCGUCUUCAGCUUCGUCUGGAACGCCAUGAUCUCCAUGUCCUUCCAGUUCGUCGGCUUCUUACUCACCUACCUGCUCCACACCACUCACGCCGCCAAAAACGGCUCCCGCGCCGGCCUCGGUAUCACCCUCGUUCAGUUCGGCUUCACCAUGAAAGGUGCCUCAUCUGUAACCCCCGACACAUCCAACCCAGGAGAGAAUUUCGGCGGCGGUGGCGGCGGCGGCCAGGCCCCCCCGGAUCCGAACGCCCAUGAUUUCGAUCCUAAUUCUGUGGCACCGGCUAGUGGACCUGUGUCCGGCGUGACGCCCCCGAGUUCGGGAAUUAGUACGAGUGAUUGGUUGGCGUAUGGGUUGAUGAUUGUGGGCUGGUUUAUUUUGAUCAAGAGUAUCAGUGAUUUUGUCAAGGCGAGGCGGCAUGAGCAGUUAGUAUUGCAAAGUCCGGAUCGGGGACUAGGGGUCGCUGUUGUGGCAGAGGGUGAGAGGCCGGAGACGAGUGUUUAGCUGUUUACUCUUCUCUUGGCAUUCUUUGGGGUUUCUUGGAUGUGUGGGAGGUGCGUUUGAGUUGGAUUGGGUUGAAUUGCACUGCGAUAAAUGGAGAGGGUUUUGGGGUUAAGAAGGUACGAGUAUCUUACCGCAGCGUAUCAACAACACUCUGAAAGACUCAGUUUUUUCUGUUUGGGUUUUUGGUUGGGACUGGUUCUUGUAUAGCGUGGGAUAGACUCCCGAUACGAUUUCUUUGGGUACUUUUGCUUCUAGGUGUAGAGAGGAGAGGAUCGAGAGAGAUUGAGAAUAUGAUAUCUUCUCAUCGC